This is a messenger RNA of Cydia amplana, 1426 nucleotides long. Its product is annotated as cytosol aminopeptidase-like. The annotation marks the transcript as partial. Gene Ontology annotation, molecular function: manganese ion binding; metalloaminopeptidase activity. The transcript has 11 exons. Gene Ontology annotation, cellular component: cytoplasm. The record is from RefSeq and is a predicted model, not a curated record. Gene Ontology annotation, biological process: proteolysis. NCBI's taxonomy places the organism in Eukaryota, Metazoa, Arthropoda, Insecta, Lepidoptera, Tortricidae.
UUCGAGCUGACGGAGUGGGCUAGUAAAGUUGAUGCAGAGGGCGGUAAUAAGCUCACACAGCAUCUCAACGUGCUGGGCCCCGAAUUUAAAGUGGGUCAAGCGGUGGUGGUCUCCGAUGUGGGUGGGUAUGAAGCGGUGGCUCUCACCAGCUUUGGACCCAAGGAUGCUGGCGAGGAUGAACUGGAAGGUCUUCAUGAGGGGAGGGAGAACGUACGCUGGGGCAUCGGCGCCGGACACAGAGUCCUAGAUCCGUACGGUUUUGCCAACCGGCAGACGUGGUACGACCCCGGCCUGUAUGGCGACGCUAGCGCCGAGAGCUUCACGCUCGCCGAGUGGAAAUUCGAUAAGUUCCGACACCACCCGGCUCUUCCGCCGACGGGUCAACCCGGGAUCGACACUGACGAGGCGCAGAUCGGAAGGAUUCGGGGCAAGGCUCAAAACUGGGCGCGAUAUCUGUCAGACAUGCCUGCCAACAAAAUGACCCCUACUGACGUAGCACAGGAAGCGAUAGACGUACUUUGCCCACUGGGCGUCAAAGUGACCGCUAACGACAAGAGCUGGAUCGAGGCCAACAACAUGCAGGCGUUCCUCACCGUGGCCAGGGGUUCCUGCGAACCCCCCGUCUUUCUCGAGUGCGAGUACAAAGGCCUGGAUAGCGGCAAUGUUAUACUAAUGGCGGCUAAAGGUGUUACCUUCGAUAGCGGCGGCCUGUGCCUCAAGAACCCUUCGGAUAUGAUCGAGAACAGAGGAAGUAUGGCGGGCGCCGCCGCGGCGCUCGGUGCGAUACGGGCUUUAGCUGAGCUUAAGGCAAAAGUCAAUGUGACUUUGGUGGUCCCGCUCUGCGAGAACAUGAUCUCGGGGCAGUGUAUGAAAGUCGGCGAUAUCGUGCCCGCGCUCAACGGGGUCAACAUACAGAUCGAAGACACGGAUAUGGAAGGGCGGCUGAUGAUGGCCGACGCGCUGGUGUACGGGCAGGCCAAGUACAGGCCCUACACCGUCGUCGAUGUUGCCACGCUCACACACGGCAUCAAGAUGGCGACGGGCGGCGGGUGCUACGGCUGCUUCGCGAGCGCGGAGUAUCUGUGGGGCUGCGCCCAGCGAGCCGGCGCCGCCGCCGGCGACCGCCCGUGGCGCUUCCCGCUGUGGCACUACUACCGCCGGCAGAUCCAAGAUGACCCAUCAGUGGACUUAAGGAACCGCGGUUCAGGAAAAGCGACGCCCUGCAUCGGUGCGGCUUUCCUACGGCAAUUCGUCUGCGCCGAUUGGCUACACUUCGACAUCACUGGCGUAGGUAAACUGGCGCACGACCCGCCGCCAUACUUGUGCUCGAAGCGCAUGAGCGGCCGUCCCACACGAGCGUUGACGCACACCCUCAUGAACAUAGCCGAGCACGACGAGUGCAAGACCCAGAGUCACUAGUAGGUGU